AAUUGAUUCUAUUCAAUUAGCUUUAGUCCAAAGCUGUAAGGAGUUAAAGUUAAACAUAAUACCAGUUUAUUAGAUAAGCUAUUGCAUCGUAUUCAAUUCAGUUUACAAGACGUCAGCCACGAGUCCUGUUCUAAAUAGAUCGUUGCAGCACGCAUGCAAGCACAUACAAAGUAGUUUAAAACAUUUAGUGUCUACUGAAAAAAAAAAAUUCUCUCACUAUAUAUUGAAAAAAACGAAUCGAAUUCAAACAUUUUAUUUUACCACCAUGGCUGCUGACACAUUGAUUGGAGUGCUCAUUUUAGGCGCACUCUUGUUGAAUGCGUUAGGUGGUCGAAAAGGACAUGGCUAUAGGAAUGAAAAUAGAAAGUGCAAAGAUGAUUGUAAACAAGGCGAAUUUUAUAACAUUGAUCUGUGCACCUGGUGCCAGUGUUGGUCAAAAUCACUAAAUUCCGCUCAAUGCACAAUAGAAGAUUGUGGGACUCUGACGUGUGAACAAGAAGGUACAGAAAUUUACCAGCCAUCGCAUAAGUGUUGUCCGGAAUGUGUACCGGUAUCCAUGGGAUUAAGUCUUCAAAAUCUGAGCCGAAAUGGAAUAAUGAAAUAAAGUAACAGAAAAACAAACAACAUAA
Molecule: messenger RNA, 629 nt
Organism: Biomphalaria glabrata
Lineage: Eukaryota; Metazoa; Mollusca; Gastropoda; Planorbidae
Exons: 4
Coding region: 266-604 (112 amino acids)
Source: RefSeq, a predicted model, not a curated record